Molecule: messenger RNA, 146 nt
Organism: Dentiscutata erythropus
Lineage: Eukaryota; Fungi; Glomeromycota; Glomeromycetes; Diversisporales; Gigasporaceae
Source: the annotation of a GenBank genome assembly
AGCCGCCAUUUUUGCUGCAUGAAGCAAACCAUUUCGUAAUGAGCAAAAAGCUGAGGAAAGCUAUGGAACUUAGCCAGCCCAAAAGAAGGACAUCAGAGGAAACAAUUGAAUCAUCAGAGCUAUCUAGUAGCCAGGAACAACUUUGA